AUGCAAUGGUGUUUAAACAACAAUAUUCAGAAUCAUCAUCAUCAUCAUCAACAACAACAAUUACUUCUUAUUAAACUUCUAUUAUUUUAUUUUCGUUUCACAUUUUCGCUACAGGAACAAAAAUCAUCAAUCAUGUAUUAUGAUGAAACAAAAUCUUCUUAUUCGAUCUGUUCACCGGAACUAUUUUAUAAUGGUACGGAUGUACGAACAAAAAAUGACUAUGUUCAACCGUGUCCUGUUGCUGAACCAUGUCGAUGUUUAUGUGAAGUAGAUACAAAACGUUUAUGGAUUGAUUGUUUCUAUAAAAAAUUAAAAUCUUUACCCAUACCAACAAAUUGGAAUCAUUUGACUGAUACUACUAUAGUCACUAAUCGAACUAAUAAUGGAACAACACAAUUUAUUUCAUCUCGUCCAAUUCUAUGGUGGAAUAUUGAUUUAUCAUUUAAUCUAUUUUCAGUUAUUGAUACAAAGUUCUGGUCAAGUAUUUAUAUCAAACAUUUUGUUCUUUCUCGUUCACUCUCAUUCGACAUCAUUCGUCAUUUAAAUAUGACCCAUCGGAAUCUAAUUGAUUUGUGGCCAAAUAAUCAGAUUUUUAAUCUGACAGACGAUGAAUAUAGAGACAUUAAUGGCGAUAAUGACGAUGAUGAUGAUGAAAAGGAUGGUGAUGAUAUUGAAAAUGAUCAACAUUAUUAUCCGUCGAGAUUGAAACGCUUUCUAACAAUCACAGAACAUAAUAAAAUGUUACAACUUUUAAAUAAUUUAAAUGAACAAUUAAAUUUAAAUUCGAAACGAGUUGAAAAAUUUGAAAUGAAAUUAUUAGAUUAUAAUAUCACAAGUUUAUAUUUAGAUCAUAAUAAUUUAACAGAAAUUCCAAUUGAUUCAUUAGAAAAUGCCACUCGUAUCCAAGAAAUUUAUUUAUCAUACAAUAACAUUAAAAAAAUUCCAUCGUAUGCAUUCGGUUUUUCUCAUCGUUUAACACGUAUUGAUUUAAGUCAUAAUUUAAUAUCGAACAUAUCUCUGGAUGCAUUUCAACGUCAUCCAGACGCAUUUGGUGGACCAUUUCUAAUUGAUUAUUUAGAUUUGUCCUAUAAUAAUUUAACCAUAUUAGAUGAACCAUUGUUCUCCUAUUUAGUUAAUUUAAGAAUAUUUAAAUUACAACAUAAUAAUAUCAUAAUUCUUACACCGAAAGCAUGGACCGGACUCUAUCGUUUAAAAUAUUUAGAUUUAUCACAUAAUCAAUUAGAUAAUCUAACAACAAUAUUUUAUAGUUCCUAUCUCAACGAAUUAAGACAAUUGAAAUUAACAUCAAAUAAUAUAACAACAUUUGUUGGAUGUGAAUUUUUAACAUUAAAAGCGUUAACAAAAUUAAAUUUAAAUGGCAACAAUUUGUCCGACAUUAACUUAUGUACAUUUUAUGGUCUAAAUCAAAAUUCUAAUCUAAAUCGUUAUUCUCAAUCAUCAUCGUUACAUUUACAAUUGAAAUCAAAUCAAUUUAAAACAUUUAAUCCUUGUAUAUUCAAUAAUUUUUCUCGAUCAACAAUUGAAAUUGAUAAUAAUCCAUUAGUAUGCAAUUGUACAUUUAAUUAUUUAUUGAAUGAGAGAAAAUCUAUCAUUUAUACAGGUACACAAUGUCGUGGUGGAUAUCAAUAUGGUCAAAAUCAACAACAAAUGCCAGCCAUAAGAAAAAAUUCAAUCAUCGAAAAGAGUUCAUUGAGUUCUAAAAAAUCCUUCUUAAAUGAAUCAUAUACUAGUCAAGAAUCAAAACAUGCAUGUCGUGAACAAUACGCCUAUUAUAAUCAGGAAUGUAAAAAGUUAAAUUGUUUUCAAAUAUGUUUACAAAAUGAACAAUAUGUCUUACAAGUAUCAACAGUAUCAACACCGAGUAGAGCAAACAGUCAAUUAAAACAAAAUUUUGUAAUAAUUUACGUUAUAUCCUUUUAUUUCUAUUUUUAUAGGACAUAA
Molecule: messenger RNA, 1962 nt
Organism: Didymodactylos carnosus
Lineage: Eukaryota; Metazoa; Rotifera; Eurotatoria; Philodinida; Philodinidae
Source: the annotation of a GenBank genome assembly